CUGAUUUUGGAUCUGCCUCAAUGGCUUCUCCUGCCAACUCCUUUGUGGGCACACCUUACUGGAUGGCUCCAGAGGUGAUCUUAGCUAUGGACGAAGGACAGUAUGAUGGGAAAGUUGAUAUUUGGUCACUUGGAAUCACCUGUAUUGAAUUGGCGGAACGGAAGCCCCCCCCUUUUCAACAUGAAUGCAAUGAGUGCCUUAUACCAUAUUGCCCAGAAUGACUCCCCAACGCUACAAUCUAAUGAAUGGACAGACUCCUUUCGGAGAUUUGUUGAUUACUGCUUGCAGAAAAUACCUCAGGAAAGGCCAACGUCAGCGGAGCUAUUACGGCACGAUUUUGUUCGACGAGACCGGCCACUACGUGUCCUAAUUGACCUCAUACAGAGGACAAAAGAUGCUGUUCGCGAAUUAGAUAACCUACAGUACCGAAAAAUGAAAAAAAUCCUUUUCCAAGAGACGCGAAAUGGACCCUUAAAUGAGUCACAGGAGGAUGAAGAAGACAGCGAACAUGGAACCGGCCUGAUCAGGGAAAUGGACAGCCUGGGCAGCAACCAUUCCAUCCCAAGCGUGUCUGUGAGCACAGGCAGCCAGAGCAGCAGUGUGAACAGCAUGCAGGAGGUCAUGGAUGAGAACAGCUCUGAACCUGUCCUGAUGCACGAUGACGAAAGCACUAUAAAUUCCAGUUCCUCUGUUAUGCCCAAGAAGGAUCAUGUAUUCAUAAGGGAUGAGGCGGGCCACGGCGAUCCCAGGCCUGAGCCGCGGCCUACCCAGUCAGUUCAGAGCCAGGCCCUCCACUACCGGAACAGAGAGCGCUUUGCCACGAUCAAAUCAGCAUCUUUGGUUACACGACAGAUCCAUGAGCAUGAGCAGGAGAACGAGUUGCGGGAACAGAUGUCAGGUUAUAAGCGGAUGCGGCGCCAGCACCAGAAGCAGCUGAUCGCCCUGGAGAACAAGCUGAAGGCUGAGAUGGACGAGCACCGCCUCAAGCUACAGAAGGAGGUGGAGACGCAUGCCAACAACUCGUCCAUCGAGCUGGAGAAGCUGGCCAAGAAGCAAGUGGCUAUCAUAGAGAAGGAGGCAAAGGUAGCUGCAGCAGAUGAAAAGAAGUUCCAGCAACAGAUCUUGGCCCAGCAGAAGAAAGAUUUGACAACUUUCUUAGAAAGUCAGAAGAAGCAGUAUAAGAUUUGUAAGGAAAAAAUAAAAGAGGAGAUGAAUGAGGACCAUAGCACACCCAAGAAAGAAAAGCAAGAGCGGAUAUCCAAGCAUAAAGAGAACUUGCAGCACACACAGGCUGAAGAGGAAGCCCACCUUCUCACCCAGCAGAGACUGUACUACGACAAAAACUGUCGUUUCUUCAAGCGGAAAAUAAUGAUCAAGCGGCACGAGGUGGAGCAGCAGAACAUUCGGGAGGAACUAAAUAAAAAGAGGACCCAGAAGGAGAUGGAGCAUGCCAUGCUAAUCCGGCACGACGAGUCCACCCGAGAGCUAGAGUACAGGCAGCUGCACACAUUACAGAAGCUACGCAUGGAUCUGAUCCGUCUACAGCACCAGACUGAACUGGAAAACCAGCUGGAGUACAAUAAGAGGCGAGAAAGGGAACUGCACAGAAAGCAUGUCAUGGAACUUCGGCAACAGCCAAAAAACUUAAAGGCCAUGGAAAUGCAAAUUAAAAAACAGUUUCAGGACACUUGCAAAGUACAGACCAAACAGUAUAAAGCACUCAAGAAUCACCAGUUGGAAGUUACUCCAAAGAAUGAGCACAAAACAAUCUUAAAGACACUGAAAGAUGAGCAGACAAGAAAACUUGCCAUUUUGGCAGAGCAGUAUGAACAGAGUAUAAAUGAAAUGAUGGCCUCUCAAGCGUUACGGCUAGAUGAGGCUCAAGAAGCAGAAUGUCAGGCCUUGAGGCUACAGCUCCAGCAGGAAAUGGAGCUGCUCAAUGCCUACCAGAGCAAAAUCAAGAUGCAAACAGAGGCACAACAUGAACGUGAGCUCCAGAAGCUAGAGCAGAGGGUGUCUCUGCGCAGAGCACAUCUUGAGCAGAAGAUUGAAGAAGAGCUGGCUGCCCUUCAGAAGGAACGCAGCGAGAGAAUAAAGUACCUAUUGGAAAGGCAAGAGCGAGAGAUUGAAACUUUUGACAUGGAGAGCCUCAGAAUGGGAUUUGGGAAUUUGGUUACAUUAGAUUUUCCUAAGGAGGACUAUAGAUGAGAUUAAAAUUUUUUGCCAUUUACAAAAAAAAAGAAACCAGAAAAAAAUUCAGACCCUGCAAAACCACAUUCCCCAUUUUAACGGGCGUUGCUCUCACUCUCUCUCUCUCUUACUCUUACUGACAUCGUGUCGGACUAGUGCCUGUUUAUUCUUACUCCAUCAGGGGCCCCUUCCUCCCCCCGUGUCAACUUUCAGUGCUGGCCAAAACCUGGCCAUCUCUUCUAUUCAUAGUACACGUCACAGUAUUGAUGUGAUUCAAAAUGUUUCAGUGAAAACUUUGGAGACAGUUUUAACAAAACAAUAAACCAACAACAACAACAACAAAAGUGGAUGUAUAUUGCUUUAAGCAAUCACUCAUUACCACCAAUCUGUGAAAGUAAAGCAAAAAAAAUAAUAAUAAUAAAUGCCAAGGGGGAGAGAGACACAAUAUCCGCAGCCUUACACCUUAACUAGCUGCUGCAUUAUUUUAUUUUAUUUUAUUUUUUUGGUAUUUAUUCAUCAGGAAUUAAAAAAAACAAAGUUUUAUUAAAGAUUGAAAAUUUGAUACAUUUUACAGAAACUAAUUGUGAUGUACAUAUCAGUGGUGACAUAUUAUUACUUUUUUGGGGAUGGGGGGUGGGUGGGGUGAAGAGAUCUUGUGAUUUUUAAGAACCUGCUGGCAAGAGUUUAACUUGUCUUCAGCAUAUUCUGAUUGUAUCAUAAUCAUUUUCUGCUGUUGCAGAGGAUGUGAAUACACUUAAGGAGCUCACAGAAUCCCAGUAGCACAAAUUGGGCUUUGGCAAAUCGUGUAUUUUGUGUAUAGAAGGAAUUUAAGGAGAGGUAUUACUUAUUUUCAUAUUGUAUUUUAACUGUUUCUCUGAUCAAAUUUUUUUACUUCCUCCUAUUCCUCCCCACCUCCCUCCUUUUCCAAUUCAGUAUUUGGAGUUCAACACUGUCUCUCAAUCAGAUCAUCUUGAUCUUUUUCUUUAUUUCCCUUCCCCUCCCUGAGUCCCAUAUCUUGGUCAUAAAUAUUGCAUUAUUCACACUUUCAAACUGUGUAUUU
Neomonachus schauinslandi (Hawaiian monk seal) is the source of this 3250-nucleotide messenger RNA. RefSeq names its product TAO kinase 3 (gene TAOK3). The record is from RefSeq and is a predicted model, not a curated record. NCBI's taxonomy places the organism in Eukaryota, Metazoa, Chordata, Mammalia, Carnivora, Phocidae. The transcript is spliced from 14 exons. Gene Ontology annotation, molecular function: protein kinase activity; ATP binding. Gene Ontology annotation, biological process: execution phase of apoptosis; protein phosphorylation. Bases 103 to 2208 code for a protein of 701 amino acids.